Camponotus floridanus (Florida carpenter ant) is the source of this 845-nucleotide messenger RNA. RefSeq names its product H/ACA ribonucleoprotein complex subunit 1 (gene Gar1). The transcript has 4 exons. NCBI's taxonomy places the organism in Eukaryota, Metazoa, Arthropoda, Insecta, Hymenoptera, Formicidae. Gene Ontology annotation, biological process: ribosome biogenesis; snoRNA guided rRNA pseudouridine synthesis. Gene Ontology annotation, molecular function: box H/ACA snoRNA binding. The record is from RefSeq and is a predicted model, not a curated record. Gene Ontology annotation, cellular component: box H/ACA snoRNP complex. Bases 115 to 768 code for a protein of 217 amino acids.
GAUUUACAUGCUUUCCUAUCUAUGCUAUAAAUUUUUAUGAAAUAUAUAAAUAGGCGCACGUGGAUGUAUUCAUUUCACAUAUCGUACGUGUGCAGCAAAAUUACGUGACAGGUUAUGUCUUUCCGAGGACGCGGCGGUGGUUUUAGAGGAGCCGGUGGUUUCAGAGGUGGCCGAGGUGGCGGAGGAUUUAAUAGAGGACGUGGCGGCGGUUUUGAUAGAGGCAGAGGGUAUGAUCAAGGGCCUCCAGAAACAGUAACACCAUUAGGACACUAUCAGUGGCCUGUAGAAGAUAUGAUAGUUGUUAAAGGAGAAAUUGAACAAAUACCGUUUUUUAAUGCACCCAUUUAUAUGGCGAAUAAACAACAAAUAGGAAAGAUAGAUGAAAUAUUUGGUAAUAUUCGUGACUAUUAUGUAUCUGUUAAGUUAGAAAAUGCAAAGCCCUCCAGUUUUGAGAAAGAUGCUCAGUUGUACAUUGAUCCAGCAAAACUGCUGCCUCUCCAAAGGUUUUUACCGAAACCUCCCGGAGAACAGAAAAGAGGUGGCGGAGCUGGUCGAGUUAUGAAAAGAGGUGGCAAUGCUGGAGGAAGGAGAGGAGGUGGUGGUAGAGGUGGCAGAGGAGGAGGCUUUGGUAAUAGAGGUGGUAAUGAUGGAAGAUUUAGAGGACAUGGAGGAGGUGGUGGAUUCAAUCGUAACAGUUCAGGAGGAGGUGGUGGAUUCAAUCGUAACAGUUCAGGUGGAGGUCGUGGGGGAGGAAGAGGACGGUGGUAGAAUCUAAGAAUAAUUUUAUAAGGAGUAUAUUUUUUUCAAAAUAAGUAACAAAUCCUCUAUAAGAUAUGACUAUAUAU